This is a messenger RNA of Penicillium salamii, 2004 nucleotides long. The record is from the annotation of a GenBank genome assembly. NCBI's taxonomy places the organism in Eukaryota, Fungi, Ascomycota, Eurotiomycetes, Eurotiales, Aspergillaceae.
AUGGCCACCCUCCACCCCCUUGACCCAAUUACCCCCGGGGAGAUCCAGUUAGCGGUCUCCGUCCUGGAGUCUGCCUUCCCAGGCGUGAAGCUCCGUUACAAGCGUAUCGAUCUGCAGGAACCCGCCAAGCAUGAGGUGGUCCCGUACCUUGAGGCCGAACGCCGGGGAGAAGUCCGCCCACGCAAACCGGCGCGUUUGUUGAUGGCCCUAUUCCACAGAUUGGACAACGGUUCUUUCUUCAAAGCACUCAUCAACGCCGAUACAAAGUCUAUCGUGUCCGCGAAGGAACUCCCCAAAGACGUUCAGGGACCUGUGGACGUGGACGAAAUGCUGGAGAUUGAGGAGCUCUGUCUCAGUCACCCAGCUGUGAAGGCCGAGAUUGAAAAAUUGAAGCUCCCGGCUGGUCACACCGUCUGCAUGGACCCUUGGAUCUAUGGUACAGAGGAUGCCAAGGAAACCCGCCGGUUGUUCCAGUGCUACAUGUACAUCGUGGCCACUGAUCACCCCCAGAACAACCAAUAUUCUCUGCCAUGCAAAUUCUCUCCAGUGUUCGAUGGCAUCUCUCGCAAGCUUAUUCGUAUGGAUUAUCUGCCUGGUGGUGCAGACACCCAGAGCACUGAGACGCAACCCUGGAAGCCCGUGCCCACCAUCCAGUAUGCCCACGAUUUGUUGGACGAACCUCUACGCACCGACUUGAAGCCUUACAUUGUUCAGCAACCGGAAGGUGCAUCUUUCAAUGUCAUUGGCAAUGCUGUCUCAUGGCAGAAGUGGCGCUUCAGGGUUGGCUUCAACAACCGGGAAGGCCUUGUACUUCAUAAUGUGACUUACGAUGGUCGUAACACCUUCUACCGCCUAUCAUUCUCUGAGAUGACGGUUCCCUACGCUGAUCCCCGUGCCCCUUACCACCGCAAGCAAGCCUUUGAUGUUGGUGAUGUUGGCUUCGGUAUCACAGCCAACCAGUUGAGCCUUGGCUGCGACUGCCUCGGUCAUAUUAAGUAUUUCGACGGCUACCGUACAGACGCACAGGGUGCACCGAUCCAAUUGAAGAACGUCAUCUGUAUGCACGAGCAGGAUAAUGGCUUGCAGCACAAGCACACCAACUACCGUAGUGGGGAGGCAACGGUUGUUCGCAACCGUCAACUUGUGGUCCAGAUGAUUUGCACAGUCGCCAACUACGAGUAUAUCUUCGCGUUCAUUCUCGACCAAGCAGCCAACAUUGAGCUCGAGGUGCGCGCAACUGGUAUUCUCUCUACCGUUCCUUUCGAUAAUGAGAAUGGCCAAACCGUCCCGUGGGGCACUAACGUUGGACCUGGUGUCAUGGCCCCAUACCACCAGCACAUGUUCUCUCUCCGUAUCGACCCAGCCCUCGACGGAUUCAAGAAUACAGUCUACUACGAAGAUAGUGUUCCUAUGCCCGAAGACGACAACAACCCAUGGCUUGUUGGAUAUACAACAGAGCAAAAUGUGAUGAAAUCCAGCGGAAGUGCUUUCACAAGCGUUGAUCGCAACCGCGUUUUCAAGAUCCGCAACGACUCCAUCAUCAACCCUAUCACCCACCACCCCAUCGCAUACAAGUUGCAAACCUCGCCAAGUCAGAUGAUCCUAGCGAACCCCAAGUCAUUCUCUAAUAAGCGCGCUCGCUUUGCCACUCGUCCCAUUUGGGUCACGAAGUAUCAAGAUGACGAGCUCUUCGCCGCGGGCGAGUUCACAAACCAGAGCAAGGAGUCGGAUGGUGUCGAAGUCUGGGCUGCUCGCAAUGACACAGUCGAGAACGAGGACCUGGUUCUCUGGCACACAUUCGGUCUUACCCAUAACCCACGCAUUGAGGAUUUCCCCGUCAUGCCCAUGGAGCGUGUCAGCGUCAUGCUCAAGCCGGAUGGAUUCUUCACUAAGAACCCCGCACUGGAUGUACCAGCGUCUAGCCAGUCUUUCAAUAAGUCGACUCAACACCCUGAGCCAUCCUGCUGCGCAGCACCUCAGGAGCGCGGGCAGGUGAAGCUGUAA